Molecule: messenger RNA, 309 nt
Organism: Drepanopeziza brunnea f. sp. 'multigermtubi' MB_m1
Lineage: Eukaryota; Fungi; Ascomycota; Leotiomycetes; Helotiales; Drepanopezizaceae
Source: RefSeq, a predicted model, not a curated record
AUGCAGGCUCCCAAGAUUAUCAUAAUCAACUCCGACGCCACUACUCAAGACUUUACGAUCGAGAAGGCUACGCUUGAGAGCCGUGUCUCCGCUGUCGGGCAAGAAAACAAGGAUCUGGCGGAGAAGGUAAAUACUCACUUGGAAGUUGAUUGUUGGUAUCCGGACAACCCAGAAAGAUUGCUCGUUUGGAGGGGAGCUCCGUUGCCUCGAAUUGGCGAUGGACAGGAGCUAGAGGAAGGCGCCGAUGACAAUAUGGCGGGGAUUGGACAAGGAGCCAAGCGUCUCAAGGUUAACCACGGGGACGCCUGA